Molecule: messenger RNA, 128 nt
Organism: Dentiscutata heterogama
Lineage: Eukaryota; Fungi; Glomeromycota; Glomeromycetes; Diversisporales; Gigasporaceae
Source: the annotation of a GenBank genome assembly
AGAAUCAGUUAAGAAAAGCCAAACAGGUGAAAGUCUCAGUUGAAGAAGUCGAAGCUAGUGAAGUUGUAGAUGAGCUUGUAGCAAAUGUAGCUGUAGGUGGUGUAGAAAUAAUUAUACAAUUGAUAAAG